CUUCAAAUUACAGUCAAUCCAACAACAGCGUUCACAUCCUACUCUCAACAGUUGAGAAUAAAAUGUCACCGCUCUGGAUAUUCUUGGUCGUUUUCCUCGAGCCAAUGGUGAUGGCCGACGGCAAUGUGGAUAAAAAAUGCAAUGAUGAAAUUAAAACGAUGCUCGCCCAACUGCUUACUGACGUUGGAAAUUUGAAGAAGGACGUUGACUGCGUGAAAAUCAAACAAAGCCUGGAUUUGACUACAUUGGAAAACGAGAAAACAUACCAUAUGUACAAAAAGAAGCGGAGCUGGGAUGAGGCAAAGGCAUACUGCAAAAGUAAAAUGAUGGAGCUGGCGUCCCCGAAGACCUUACAGGAAAUACGUUUGCUGAAGAAAAGCGUAAAUAAUGAAUAUAUUUCAGGAGAAAAAUAUUGGUUGUCCGCAACUGACGCGGGACGGCACCCAGGAAACUUCACGUGGUACGACGGAGAGGUCUUACCCGGUGACAGCCCGUUGUGGGACACAGAAUACGGCGAGCCAAAUGAUUUCGGCAAUGGAAAGGCAUCUUGCGUUGCGAUGGGUUCCUACACGUUAGAUAACCCUAAAUUGUGUGAUGUUAAUUGUUUCUCUGAAGCAUACGUAGUUUGUGAGUCGACUUCGGAUUGUCAGUAAUAAUAAUUAAUAAUAUACAGGAAGGUACGCGUUGUUUGUAAAAAAUA
Cloeon dipterum is the source of this 700-nucleotide messenger RNA. Its product is annotated as lectin-like. Bases 63 to 653 code for a protein of 196 amino acids. Gene Ontology annotation, molecular function: carbohydrate binding. The transcript is spliced from 7 exons. NCBI's taxonomy places the organism in Eukaryota, Metazoa, Arthropoda, Insecta, Ephemeroptera, Baetidae. Gene Ontology annotation, cellular component: external side of plasma membrane. Gene Ontology annotation, biological process: biological process involved in interspecies interaction between organisms. The record is from RefSeq and is a predicted model, not a curated record.